AUGAAAGGUCUGGUUGCAUUAAUCACUGGUGGUGCAUCAGGUUUAGGUCUUGCUUGUGCUAAACGAUUUAUAAAACAAGGUGCACGUGUUAUUAUUUGUGAUUUACCUUCAUCGAAAGGAAAUGAAAUUGUUGCACAUUGGGAUUCAAUAUCAAAUACUCCAACUCAAGAACUUGAUGAAAAUCUUGAUAAAUUGGCUGCUACAGAAAGUGUGCGUCAUGAUCAACAAGGUGGGAAAGUAGAUUUUCAAAAAAUAUUUGCAAAGGAUACUACAUCAACAAAUGAAAAUAUUCAAAAACAAGCACCAAUUUUCUUUGCGGCUGAUGUUACUAAUGAACAACAAAUACAAGAUAUAUUUAACAAAAUAAAACAAGAAUAUAAUCGUCUUGAUGCUGUACUUAAUUGUGCUGGAAUUGGUGUUGCUUUUCGAACUUAUAAUAUAAAUAAACGUGCAAUGCAUGGUCUUGAAGAAUUUAGACGUGUUCUUGAUGUAAAUACUGCAGGUACAUUCAAUGUUAUACGUUGGGCUUGUCAUGUUAUGGCUGAUAAUCAACCUGAUGCUCAAGGUCAACGUGGAGUUAUUAUUAAUACAGCUUCUGUUGCUGCUUAUGAAGGUCAAAUUGGACAAGUAGCAUAUGCAGCAUCAAAAGGUGCAAUUGUAUCUAUGACAUUACCAUUAGCACGGGAUUUGUCAAAUAUGGGUGUUCGAGUUUGUGCUAUAGCACCUGGUGUUUUUCAUACACCAAUGCUUGCUGCUUUACCUGCAAAAGUUCGACUAUUAUUGGGCAAUAUGGUUCCAUUUCCAGCACGACUUGGAAACUCUGAUGAUUAUGCUCAGUUAGCACAAGCUAUUAUUGAAAAUCCUUAUCUUAAUGGUGAAGUUAUUCGAUUAGAUGGAGCACUUCGUAUGCCACCUUAG
Molecule: messenger RNA, 918 nt
Organism: Rotaria sordida
Lineage: Eukaryota; Metazoa; Rotifera; Eurotatoria; Philodinida; Philodinidae
Source: the annotation of a GenBank genome assembly